Molecule: messenger RNA, 2894 nt
Organism: Vitrella brassicaformis
Lineage: Eukaryota; Vitrellaceae
Source: the annotation of a GenBank genome assembly
CGUCAAAAUCGCAUCAAGCGCUGAACGAAUGGGACAAAGGACAGCUCAAAAUCGCCUAAACCUACCCGUCACGUCAAGGAAGGCCUCACUACAGCCUAGCUCUGAUCUUCCCUCCCUCCUGAAAAAAACCAACCGACGGUUGUCGGCCGCUCACCGACAUGGCGGCCACACCCCCAUUGAUGGCCUGGCCUUCGCCAAUCCCCUCGGACAAUCGUGUCUGUAGGACAGCCGUGUGCUGCUCCUGAUGGUGCUGCGGCAAAGAGGAGGACACAAGGUCAACAAGGGAACUCAUGCCAUACGCAGGGGGCGCCGCCUGACACAGGCACCGCACACAAAGAAUGAGGGUCCAUGGGCUGCACCCCUUGUGUCGCUUUCUUUGUCUGUCUGUCUGUCUAUCUGUCUCACUCACUGUAUCUUUGACGGUGGCGGGGUUGAGUUUGUGGCCGAGGAUGAACUGCUUGCCCAUCCACUUCUGGUGCCACUCGAUCAUCGCGUCCACGGCAGGCGUCGACACACCCAGCAUCUCCGCUAUGCCCUUCAACACACACAGACCUGCGCAGCGCAGCGCACCGCACGGCGAUCCAUCCAGCCAGCCAGCCAUGUGGUGUGUGGCAUGCACGAUGCGUGUGUGGUCGUACCUACCGUAGGGAAUGUCCUCCCAGAAGAGACGCGAGUCGACGUCAGGGAGGUACCCCAACACCUUGCCGGCACCAUCUGCAAACCCAACAAACGGCAGGCACCACACGCCAGCCAUCCCAUCCUUGUGUGUCAUGGUCAUGGUAUGUGUUGUAUUAUAUAAUAGCUUGGAUGAUCGUCUCGUUCCUUUAAAGGUCUCACCCACCCCACCUUGCUCACCGUGGAGGCAUUUGGUGGGCGUGACGCAUCCUUGGUAGCCUCGAUUGGACACGAAGAUCAUCUUCAGGCUGGAUCGAUCGGACACGUCAGAUCCUGAUCCGCACACACCAAACCAAGCAGUGCAGUCCCAGAACACUUACAUCAACUCGUCCACGCCACGCACUUGUUUGCUGACCAUACCAUAUUGCCUGAUGACGCGCUCCCCCAGCGGCAGCACAAGGGAGAGGUCGAGUGCGGGGAAGUGACCCAACAGCCGAUGCUUCACCGCCUGAAGCUCCUGUAAGUCAACAGGGGGGGAAAAAAGAACUAGUGAGGGCAUCCGUCUGUUCCGUGUGUGUGUGUGUGGCUGGGUGGGGUGCUCACUUGGUCGAGUCUGUCAAGCCACAUGGCCGACAGGUCGUCCAUGUCGCUGUAAAGCCCCCAGGGUAUCUCAUCACGGCCGUACACGCGACGGCCGUCCCACUCAUUGAAGAUGCCGUAGUACCUAGAAGACCACACAGAAACACACACACACACACACAGACCAGGAGAGAGAGAGCGGGGUCACUCUUGCCGUGUGGGGGCAUGCCGGUGGGUGGGGGGGUUGCUACCGUGCCGGGUGGAUGAUUUGGUUGGACGGUGUGAGCGUCAAUGUCAAGAAGUUGGGCACCGUUCCUGAACACACACAAAGAGGCCUCCCCCACUUAAAUGAACGUGUGUGUGGUGCCAGCCCACCCGUGGGAAUGUCGAACAGCAGUGACAUCAGGCAGGCCACCGUCCGGCUCUUCUCCACAGGACACGACGCUACCCACAGGUUCUUCUUCGGACCCAAAAUGCGCGCCUCGCGACCAUACACCGUUUUCUUGCAUAUCUGUCAUCAAACACGGAUAUGGCGUGGUGAUCGUCCCCAUUUGCCUUCUUCCCCUAGCCCACCGACCGACCCACCGACCCAAGGAAUGUUCUGCAGUCCAAACAGCGCCUCCACUCUGGUGAGGUCGCCGAUGGCCGCCCGAGCGGCCCAGUCGAAGCCGCCCUGCGCAUACAGCGCCCCAAGGAGAGUCCUCCUGGUGCGGCUGAUGUGGGGUGCGAUCUUGUGCAGGAUGGGGGGAUGGGUGUGCGCGGGUGCAGCCACGAUGACCAGAUCAGAGUCGGGAAUGACAGCGCUUGGGUCGUCUGUCACCCUGACGAACGAACGAACGGAUUGGCACAGAUGUGCUGCAGGUCAUCACAUCUGUGGUUACGUGUGCAGUGUGCCGUUGAUGGUUCCUUUGCUCUCCUGCAGAUGAAGACAAUAAAUACCAACACAGAAAGCCCAGCCCCAUGUAGCAAUGAGCAUCGGGUGACUUGUUGACUUGUUGUGGAUGGAUGGGAAGCUAGCUGACUGACCCAGCUGGACCCCUUGGUGACGAUCUUGAUAGAGCGGCUCCACUCAUCCGGUCGCCGAGUCAACACAUUCACCUUCAACGCUGAUGGACGCACACCACCAACAACACAGACAGCGAUGCCAUCCAUCAUCCUCUGUUGUCGUGAUUCCUUACCUGGUUUGGAAGCCAGGUACCCCGCCGCCACGUGCGCCCCGUUGCCCCCGCCGCACACAGUGACGGUCAGCGAGGCGGGCAGCACAUCCAUACUGUCCAUAUCAUGAUGUCGAUGACUCAUGUUCCCGGCGGCGUGCAGAACAGGCAGGUAGAGUAGAUGAUCAUCAACCAGUCAAUCAGUCAAUCAGUCAAACAAUCAGACUGCAGUAGGCAUGACAGUGAGUGUCAUGAGGGCCAGCGUGACGUCUGCGGCACGAAGAUCUUCACGUCAAUACAUCGGGCAUGGACCUGCAACACAACACAGCCACCCGAGCAGCAAAGCAAAAGAAGAGAGAGAAGGGAGAUAACCUGUGCACUGCACUCAUCGUUGCUCAUUGAAGCUCUCUCAUCUGCUUUGCUUGCCAUGUCCAGAUUUGGUCUGCAGGUGGAGAGCGCCGUACACCAUCCUGACGGAGGCCACGAAGCAAGCAACUUGAAAGAUCUGACAGGAAACCGACUUCUGCCUGCUACUGCAAAGCAGCU